Molecule: messenger RNA, 1065 nt
Organism: Tyto alba (common barn owl)
Lineage: Eukaryota; Metazoa; Chordata; Aves; Strigiformes; Tytonidae
Gene: CAPZA3
Product: capping actin protein of muscle Z-line subunit alpha 3
Biological process (GO): barbed-end actin filament capping; actin cytoskeleton organization
Cellular component (GO): actin cortical patch; F-actin capping protein complex
Molecular function (GO): actin filament binding
Source: RefSeq, a predicted model, not a curated record
AUGGUGGCUCUGCAUCGCCUGCUCAGGUCUUUUCACUGCGGUGACAUUGGCAGCGUUUGGCAGGACAUCACCUCAGCUUGGUCUGGUUGCCGGUGGAGGCCUUUCCCUACCCUUGCCCCCAACCUUGGCCCCCACCAGCGCUGCCCCGGUGCCACUUCUCCUGCCCUUUGGAUAGCCCUCACCCCCAGCACGUGCGCAAGGCAGGAGCUGCACAAGCUGGAGAAGGCAUCUCUCGUUUGUGGCCGCCUGCGCCAGCCUCCUCCCAGGGACUUUGGCCAGGUUGUCCAAGAUCUCUCCGCUCUGGUCCAAGAUGUCAAGGUGGUGAGGCAGAAGACUGCCCGCAUGGAGACUUGUCACGAGAACAAUUUCACCCCCAGCCAAAUAAACAGGCACAUUGUGCUACCAACCCCCUGGAACGACUUAGGGGGAAACAGCUGCUUUGACUGUCAGGACAAAUUCUCUGUUGAGUUUGACCACCUGUGUGGGGUAACCAGCAAAUCCCAGCUGCACAGUGUGAUGCUAGAUGAGAGGUAACUAUGGCGAGAGGCCCUCCAGAAGGGCUUGAAGGCUUAAGUGAGCUGCCACUUUCCUCUAGGGAACUGCUGCAUGUUCAAAAAAAGCCUGGGGAAGAGGCAGAUGUUUAUGGCCUGUAUUGAGGCUCAUCAGUACCAGCCUUAAAAUCACUGGAACAGCCUUUUGAAGUCAGAAUGGACUUUUUCACUGACUCCAUUUACCACUCAGGUUACAGGGAUAUUUCUCCUCCAGAUACAUUACUUCAAAGAUGACAACCUCUAUGUACUUGUCAGCAAGUCUGUGAGUGAGACUCUAAAUGUGAUAGACCAAAGUCAGUUUGCCAUAGAUUUUGUGAAAUUCAUGAAAACUGAGGACACCAAGUUUCAUAUUGCCAUUCUGGACAACAUUCAGGCUUUGUCAGAGGAUAUAUGGGGGAAAAAAUCUGUGGAGGAAACUCCCUGUAACUGGAAUAAACUAUUGAAUGAUCAGCAUCUGAACACCAAUAUCUCCAAUACAGAAGUGUUUCCAUGUUUUCUGAAACACACAUUUUGA